Bufo gargarizans (Asiatic toad) is the source of this 4007-nucleotide messenger RNA. Its product is annotated as zinc finger protein OZF-like. Bases 130 to 1869 code for a protein of 579 amino acids. The transcript has 5 exons. The record is from RefSeq and is a predicted model, not a curated record. Gene Ontology annotation, biological process: negative regulation of transcription by RNA polymerase II; regulation of immune system process; regulation of cytokine production. Lineage: Eukaryota; Metazoa; Chordata; Amphibia; Anura; Bufonidae.
GACAUCAUCACAGGUCCUAUAAGCACAGAACAAUAGGAAGCUGCUUCACAGAUGAAGAUUCCCAGAAUAUAGAACUGUCUAUUGACAACUUCUAUGUAAAAGUAUUUACUACUAAUUCAGCCUUCGAGAAUGGAUGGGGACAGAGACAAGAUGACAGAGAGGAUAUUCAAUCUCACCCUAGAGAUACUCUUCCAACUUACUGGAGAGGAUUACACAGUGGUGAAGAAGAUCUCUAAUGAGAACUGUCAGGCCCCUGUGUCUAAAGGAUGGGGAAUAACCCUGAGCCCAAUCACAGGGCCUCCACCUCACUCUCUGAUACAUAAGGAAAUCAAUGACCAGAAGAUCCUAGAACUUACCCACAAGAUGAUUGAGCUGCUGACUGGAGAGGUUCCUAUAAGGUGUCAGGAUGUCACUGUCUAUUUCUCCAUGGAGGAGUGGGAGUAUUUAGAAGGACACAAGGAUACUUACAAGGAAGUCAUGAUGGAGGACCACCAGCCCCUCACAUCAUCAGAUGACUUUACUAACGACUCAGAGGAACAUCUGAUACCUUCAGAUUUUAAAGCAGAAGAUUUUGGUAUUACACAAGAUACAUAUGAAGAGUGUGCCAUCUUCUCAGAUGUACCCUCAGACCUUCACAGCAAAGAUCCAUCAUCUGAUCUCCUUCCUUCUGACUCAUCACAGACUGUAAAGCAAAACACAAGUCACAGAAGGGGUUUUCUACGUCAAGGUGCUCACAGAAAAAAGAAGACAUAUUUAUGUUUAGAAUGCGGCAAAUGUUUUAAAGGAAAAUCAGAACUUGUUAAACAUCAGAGAAUUCACACAGGAGAGAAGCCAUUUUCAUGUUUAAUAUGUGGAAAAUGUUUCACUCAGAAACCAACUCUUGUUGUACAUCAGAGAACCCACACAGGAGAGAGGACAUUUUCAUGUUCACAAUGUGGCAAAUGUUUUACCCGGAAAUCAACUCUUGUUGUACAUCAAAGAACUCACACAGGGGUGAAGCCAUUCUCAUGUUUAGAAUGUGGCAAACGCUUUAACCAAAAAUCCGAUCUUGUUAAACAUCAGAGAAUUCACACAGGGGAAAAGCCAUUUCCAUGUUUACAAUGUGGGAAAUGCUUUAACCAAAAAGCAGAUCUUGUAGAACAUCAAAAAUAUCACACAGGGCAGAAACCAUUUUCAUGUUCAGAAUGUGGAAAAAGUUAUAAAGCUAAAUCAUCUUUGGUUGCACAUAAGAGAAUUCACACAGGGGAGAAGCCAUUUUCAUGUUCAGAAUGUGGCAAAAGUUUUCCACAGAAACCAACUCUUGUUGUACAUCAAAGAAGUCACACAGGUGAGAAGACAAUUUCAUGUAAAGAGUGUGGCAAAUGUUUUACCCGGAAAUCAACUCUUGUGGUACAUCAAAGAAGUCACACAGGGGAGAAGCCCUUUAAAUGUUUAGAAUGUGGGAAAUGUUUCAACCAAAAAUCUGAUCUUGUUAAGCACCACAGAAUUCACACAGGGGAGAAGCCAUUUUCAUGUUCGGAAUGUGGGAAAUGUUUUAACCAAAAAGCAGAUCUUGUUAAGCAUCAGAGAAUUCACACAGGAGAGAAGCCAUUUUCAUGUUUAGAAUGUGGGAAAUGCUUUAAACAAAAAUCAGAUCUUAUUAAGCAUAAGAGAACUCAUACAGGGGAGAAGCCAUUUUCGUGCUUAGUAUGUGGAAAAUGUUUUAAUCAAAAAUCAGACCUUGUUAAACAUCAGAGAAUUCACACAGGGGAGAAGCCAUUUUCAUGUUCAGAAUGUGGGAAACGGUUUAACCUCAACUCGAAUCUUGUUAAACAUCAGAGAAUUCACACAUAUCAUUCAAGAGAAUGGGAAAGCAACUUAGAGCACUAAAAGACCAUUCAGAAAUGCAUGCAAUCAACAGUAAAUGUCUGGUGUUCAAAAAGCAAAUAGAACCCAGAUAUAUCAACCAGGUGCAGAGAGUAUUUCACUGUAAUAUAUCUGUGUCUCCAUAUUUAUUGUUACUGAACAAUAAAACAUGUUUGCUUCUGUGCUUGUGUUUUGCCCUAGUUGAAAGGGAGCCACUAGGAAUCUUGUAUAUAAGUAGUUAGGGGUAAACUUCACCAUGUAUGUCAGAGUUUGUGGAAUGUUUUACGACAUUUAGGAAAAUUAUCCUUAUUAUAUGAACCACAUUAGACCACUGAGCCUGGCAAGGGUGUGAUUGAUUACAUCCCACAAUUAGAAGCCUUUGCAGCAUAUAAAGUGUUUGACAGAGAGAGCAGACUUUGCUUGUCUGCCCAUCCACAUCCUGGCAGGUGCUGAAGGUGUUCGGUGGCACCCAGAGUGUAAUACAGUCUCCCGGGUCUGCCAGAGGCAUGGCCUAAUGGUCUGCCUGUCAGUUUUAGAUUGACAGGCAAUAAUGUUAUGUUAUACUGCAGCAGCUGUGGACGCAGGCCACCAAUAUAACAGUAGCCCCCCUUUGAAUCCUUUCUUCUUUAGUCCAGACACCAGAAUUUUUUUCAGCAGAACAGGAGUAUCAAUUUUCUCAAAGGGCUUCCAAGACCUGUCCUCCAGACCAAAAUCCUUUCUAAUCCACUACAAAGAAGGUUUUACCUCUAAUCGUCUUAAUGUCUAGAAUAAUCUUAACUUUAUAUAAAUUUUCUAUGCCAACAGGAGAAGAAGCAUCAACUGAACCUCUGGAGUACUGAUUAAAGAUAGCUGGUUUGAGAAGUGUAAGAGAAAUAUCUCUUUUAGGUCUGUAGAACAACCUUUUCAUCUAGUGAAACGGGGAGCCAACUUGAACAUGGGUACCUUGAGUUUUAUGUUUUUUGAGGAAAGCCAGAUGUUGUCUCCGGAAGAAAACUGAGGUAGAACCCUGUGCUUCCAGUCAGCAAACCUCUUCAUGCGAGCAGAGGGCUGUAGAAGAGAGGCUUUAGUUUCUUGCCAGAUCUGAGUUGUUGACGGAAAAGUCAGAUUUGACGGCAGCAAAGAAGAUAACAGAAGAUAGUUACAGUGAGAGGAAUCCAUAAUUCGUGACCAUACACAAUGAAAAGGAAAGUCUUACCAGUAGAUUCACUGGGAUGUUACUGUAAGAAAAUUUCAUGCAAGGAAGCAAAAAAGCCCAAUUGUCAUGAUGUGCAGUAUUGUAGUGUCUCAAAUAAUUGACCAGAACUUGAUUGAUUUGUUCCACCUGUCUGCGGAUGGUAAGCAGAAGAAAAGUCCAAUUUAAUGUCGAGUAGUUUACAGAUAGCUCUACACAGGGGAGAAUAAUGGCCUAUGGGCCCUGGUGCAAGAGUUCAGCUUGGCCCCCUUCCCUCAGUGCUUUGUAGCAGGGAACAGGAGUGCACCUAGCCUUUUUGUUGCCUGAGACAAAAAUUUAAAAGGCACCCCCAUUUCAAAUUCUCAAUCUAAACUCAUCCCCCAGCCCUACUGAUAAAGAGAUACUUAGAAAACAUUACAUACAGCUCUACAAAACAAACAGGGUCAGAUAGCACUACAUACCUCUUACAUCCAGUGACAUCUCCUCUGAUGUACAUAUUCUCUUUCCUCAUCUUCUCCUUUCAGACCAGACCACCAUGAUGAUUUCUUUCAGCCAUCUCUUGUAUCUGCAGUUUGACAUCUUAGUUUUCUACUUUUCCAUCAUCCUCCUACCUUCCUGAACACCCCAUCCUGCCACCCCGAUACUGUGCCCACAUUACUCCCCAGUACUACACUGCAGAAAUAGUUCAUCUGAAAAUACUAGUACCACACAGAUAGUGCCCCCUUCAAUAAUUAUUGCCACACAGUACCCUAAAAAAUAACUGCACCCAGCAAAUAGUGUCCCUGACACUAAUAGUUCUGUAAACAUAGGGCCAGAUUUAUCAUUAGCUAAAGUCAAAUUUAUGGCGUGAAAAAGUUGCAAUAUUUUGCGCAAUCGGUAAAACUGCGCAAAAAUUAGCGCUAUGCUUGCGUUUUCUGAAAGUGGGCGUGUUUUCUUAUGUAAAUCAAUCUCUAGACAGAUUUACUAUUGCGACAAUUCAAAAAAGUCACAA